Periconia digitata is the source of this 1043-nucleotide messenger RNA. NCBI's taxonomy places the organism in Eukaryota, Fungi, Ascomycota, Dothideomycetes, Pleosporales, Periconiaceae. The record is from the annotation of a GenBank genome assembly.
AGCUUAUUCGUUGCUAUUCCCUCGAUGAUGAGCUUUCGAUGGCCAUAUUCCGAAAGUCCGGGUUCAGGGUACUGGGGUGUGCCCAGCUCUAACCACAACUUCUGCGAAGAGGACUAUGUAAUCACCCACUAUAUCGCAGAGUUUGUGAACACACUCACCAAUUUGACCUAUGUCAUCUAUGGUAUCCAUGGUCUUCGCAGAGUGCGCCCCCAAAAAGAGGGCGGGUUGUUCUCUACACUCGCAUUUCCGUAUUGGGGGCUGAUCAGUGUUGGUGUGCUCUCGGCAUGGUUCCAUGCUACGCUCAACUACCAUUCUCAAAUGGGCGAUGACCUUUCAAUGUUCGUGGCUGUAGGAGCUCUGCUCCACCAACUCCUCACGUGGAACAAAACCUCUCAACAGCGUCUCUUUAUCACCUUCAUCAUCCUCGGGACAGUCAUUCCCGUCUCGAUCUACCAUUGCUGGACCAACGAAAUCAUCGUACAUGAGAUUGUUUUCGCAAUUAUGGUCGUGCUUGUGGGUCGCAAGAUCCGACAAUUAAUUCGUGAACGUGUAAAGAACGCUGGGGCGAAGGCUAGGUUGGUCAGUAUCGCCAACUGGGGUUUGGGCUCGGGACUCUUCGGCUACUUCCUCUGGAAUAUUGACUAUCACUUCUGCAGCCACGUGUCACGCUUCCGUCAUGCUCUAGGCUUGCCAUGGGCCUUCAUAUUCGAGCUCCAUGGCUGGUGGCACAUAUUCACCGGCAUAGGAGCAUACAUGGGUAUGGCGUUGGUAGAGUACCUUGUCACACUACAGGAAGGGAAAACGGAUGGCGUCGAGCAGGGGUUUGUGUGGCCUGUCCGCUCCAUGCUGAAGAAUGUGGGCGAUGUAGGCGCCGAGGCAAAGAAAGGACAGUAGUGUGCUGAGUCCUGGUCUAUUGUAGGUGGAUGAAAGAUAGUGAAGGAAGAGUUUCGGCCGUUGCGUCGAUGAUGGCGAGAGCAGAAAAAGCGAGAGGAAUAAUGGUAGCUGCCAUGCACCCCGGGGUCGGUGGUCUUGACGUGGUGCAU